AUGUCUGUUGGCAGUGUACACAGUACUCUUCAUGAAUUAAAGCUGUAUCCCUAUCGAAUUGAGGUACGACCAGAAUUGAAACCUCCAGAGACUACGCUCGUCGGACACAAUUUUGUCGCUGGUUUAAUUUUUUUGUGCACCAAGAUGCCUAAGCAAGGAAUAAAACGUAAACAAUGGGACAAGGAAGCCAUGGUUAGGGCUGUUCAAGCAGUUAAAAAUAAGGAAAUGGGAUACCAAAAGGCCUCUCAAAUAUUUCAAGUUCCAAAAGGGACUAUUGAAAGGUAUGUAAAGGAUGCAAGAAGUGUACAUGAGUUGGCAUCUACCAGUUUGGGUAGAAAGCCAGCUUUGACUUGUGAAAUGGAAAAGAUGCUGGCGGAAUAUUGCAUACAAAUGGAAAAAAAGUUCUAUGGAUUGAGAUGGCAAGACGUUAAACACAUGGCAUUUCAGUUAGCCAUUCGAAAUGGACUACGACAUCCUUUUAGUCAAAGAACAGGAAGUACGGGGAAAAAAUGGCUAAGAGGAUUUUUGGCAAGACAUCCUGAGUUAUCCGCCCGUACUCCCCAAGCAGUAUCUGCAGCAAGAGUAAAAGGGUUUAAUGCUGAAAGUGUUACGCAAUUUUUCGACAUUUACGAAAAAGAAUUAGAAAAAAUUCAUCAUUCACCCCACAGACUAUUUAAUGUCGACGAAACUGGAAUAACAGUAGUCCAACACAAACAAAGUAAAGUUUUGAGUUCAAAACGAAAAAAGCAAGUUUGA
This is a messenger RNA of Acanthoscelides obtectus, 756 nucleotides long. Lineage: Eukaryota; Metazoa; Arthropoda; Insecta; Coleoptera; Chrysomelidae. The record is from the annotation of a GenBank genome assembly.